Molecule: messenger RNA, 1227 nt
Organism: Penicillium alfredii
Lineage: Eukaryota; Fungi; Ascomycota; Eurotiomycetes; Eurotiales; Aspergillaceae
Exons: 6
Coding region: 1-1227 (408 amino acids)
Biological process (GO): oxalate metabolic process
Cellular component (GO): cell wall
Source: RefSeq, a predicted model, not a curated record
AUGAAAUCCGAAAGCCUUGCUCUUCUCGGGUUCUUCUUCUCCUCGGCCCUCGCCAUCCCGAAGCUCGAGACGCGACAUGAGUCGCCCAAUGAGCAACCCAUCCAUGGUGGCAAGGGUGCCCCUAUCCUCGGCGGUACCAACAAGCCUAUCGAUAAACAAAACCCGGACCACCUCCGUACCCCCAGCACUGACAACGGGUUCGUGCCUAAUGUCAAGUGGAGCUUCUCUGAGUCGCAGACCAAGCUGUUCCCUGGUGGUUGGUCUCGCGAGCAGGUCAUCCAGGAUCUCCCGCAGAGUCAUGAUAUCGCCGGUGCUCAGCAGCACUUGAAGAAGGGCGCCAUCCGCGAGUUGCACUGGCACCGAGUGGCCGAAUGGGGUUUUGUCUACAAUGGUUCUCUACUUUUGACCGGAGUUGACGAGAACGGCGGCUUCACCACGGAGAAACUGGAGACAGGCGAUAUCUGGUACUUCCCCAAGGGUGUGGCACACAAUGUCCAGGGUCUGGACGAGGAGAACGAGUACCUUCUCGCCUUUGACGACGGUGACUUUGAGAAGAUUGGAACUACCUUCAUGGUCGACGACUGGAUCGCCCAUACUCCCCCUGAGAUCCUGGCCAAGAACUUCGGCGUGAGUUCCGACGUCUUCAAGACCGUGCCUAAGAAGUUCCCGUACAUUCUGAACGGCACGGUCAGUGAGGAUUCCAAGAAAGCACCCGAGGGCACUCUAAAGGGCGACAGUUCGUACGUCUACCACACGUACGAGCACAAGUCGGAGCCCGUCCCCGGUCACGGUGGAACUUUUCGCAAGAUUGACUCAACCAACUUCCCCAUCUCCAAGACCAUUGCUGCCGCGAUUGUCGAACUGGAGCCUAAGGGUCUGCGUGAGCUGCACUGGCACCCCAACGCGGAGGAGUGGCUUUACUUCCACCAGGGCACUGCUCGUGCGACGAUUUUCCUUGGUGACUCCAAGGCGCGCACAUUCGACUUCACGGCUGGCGACACAGCCGCAUUCCCGGACAACAGUGGCCAUUACAUUGAAAACACCUCGGAGACUGAGAGGCUGGUCUGGAUUGAACUCUACAAGAGCGACCGCGUGGCAGACAUUUCUCUCUCCCAGUGGCUCGCCCUGACCCCAGCUGACACCGUCGCUAACACUCUGAAGAUUGACAUUGACGUAGUCAAGAGGAUCAAGAAGGAGAAGCAGCUCCUGCUUCAAGGCAAAAAAUAG